Molecule: messenger RNA, 1522 nt
Organism: Liolophura sinensis
Lineage: Eukaryota; Metazoa; Mollusca; Polyplacophora; Chitonida; Chitonidae
Product: NADH dehydrogenase [ubiquinone] 1 alpha subcomplex subunit 10, mitochondrial-like
Exons: 8
Coding region: 121-1323 (400 amino acids)
Biological process (GO): mitochondrial electron transport, NADH to ubiquinone
Cellular component (GO): cytoplasm; respiratory chain complex I
Source: RefSeq, a predicted model, not a curated record
UCCGGUAGCAGCAGCCGAUGUUUGUUCGUGCAGUGUUAAAAAACUGUACUUUAGCUUAAUUUUGCGAUGCCACUUGUCGAAUGUUAGCAUAAUUUUUUGGCGACGAUCUAGUUGUUAGCUAUGGCAGCACUGUCGGGUGCCAAAAUUGGGGCAAUCGGCCUCUACAUGGGUAAAAAUUGCUCCGCUUUCUUCUGCCGCUCGCGUCAGUUUGCCAAGGUCGGAGUCGUGGGGACGAAUCAUGUUGCCCAUUUGACAGCUACCCACGGGGAGCCAUACCCUAGAGCUAAGCCAUGGCCCUACAAAACCCGGGGAUACAACGUAAUCUACGAAUUGUUUGACAAGACCACGAAACGCCUCAAUGACAAUAGCAAAGUUAUCGUUGUAGAAGGAAAUAUGGCGUUAGGUAAACAUAAACUUGCAGAGGAUAUCGCAAGAGAGUUCGAUCUCCUUUACGUUCCUGCUCCAAAAUUUGACGACAUCUUCAUAUUAUCAUGGUCUGGGUUUGAUAUCAGAGAGCUUGAUGAACAACUGCCUAAAGCUGCCCAGUGUUGGGACCUGAAGCGGUUUUACACAGAUCCGAAUGCGAAACGAAGCCGAGUUGGAUUGUCACAAGUAUUUUUCUAUAUGGACAAAGUGUUCACCUACGCAAAGGCCGUUCAUCAUAUGUUAAGCACAGGCCAAGGUGUUGUGCUAGUGCGAUCUCCUCACAGUGACAAUGCUUUUGCCAACACAAUGAGGAAGUUUGACUAUUAUUCCCCGGCAGGCCUCAAGUACUACAACAUGAUCAGAGACAACAGUAUUUGUGAAAUACUGCAUCCCCAUGUAACUGUAUACCUGGAUGCGCCAGUCAGCAAGGUGCGAGAAGGCAUCAAGAAGAGGAAUAUUCCCCAUGAAGUGAACAGUAAGGUGCUAACAGAUGAAUACAUACAAUCCAUUGACAACGAGUACAAAACCACGGUUCUCCCAGACAUGAGGCGCCACGGCGCUGUUUUGCAGUAUGACUUACGAGAAGAUCUAGAUUUGGAAAUAGUUGUGGAGGAUUUAGAGCGGCUUGACCUGGAGGCAUCCCCUGAGGAAUACCCAGACCGCUUCCGUGAGUGGACCACGCUGAAGGAGGAUGAGUGGGCGUACUACAGGAAAUUUUAUGGGUCUGAUAUAGCUGUUGGAGGUCUAUUCAGUCGCCCAAUGCCGAUAGAUGUUCCUGAGUUGAUGCUCGACACGGAGACAGCUGAGAUCUGGAGAUCUGUUGUAGAGAGUCAUCCUGGAUACAGAUACGAGAAAGGUUUUGAUCCUGAACAAAACCAGGUACUUUUCCGCAUGUGACCUAUGGAGUCGCCGCCUUAGUAAUAAGCCCUUGUACAUAUUUAUUUGAAAAUGUUAGUGCUAACCCAGGUUCCUUUACGCAUCCAUACCAUCUGAAUGCUUACUCACUUUUCAGAACUGUACAACUGUGGUGAGGACUGAAAUCCUCUGUGGAGCACUGUGUGCUCUUUGCUUCUUUGUACUCAAGAUUACAGUGCUC